Lathyrus oleraceus (garden pea) is the source of this 601-nucleotide messenger RNA. Its product is annotated as small polypeptide DEVIL 16. NCBI's taxonomy places the organism in Eukaryota, Viridiplantae, Streptophyta, Magnoliopsida, Fabales, Fabaceae. Gene Ontology annotation, biological process: negative regulation of cell population proliferation. The record is from RefSeq and is a predicted model, not a curated record. Bases 191 to 397 code for a protein of 68 amino acids. The transcript has a single exon.
AGUUCUGACAACUGGUGAUUUUUCAAUAGUAACAGUCCAUACUUGAUUUAGAAGAGUACUACCAUAGAUUAAAUAUCUCUUCAUUGCUAUAUAUAUAAACACCUAUAUAGUGGAACCUGAAGCUACCAUAGAUUCACUGCUAUAUGGUUCCAUAUCAGGAAUUUCCAGUUCCAGAACAAAACUAUCAUUCAUGGCAGUGAAGGAAAUUAACAAAACAAGGACCCAAAAUACUACUCAACAACAACAACAACAACAUCCACAAGAAGAAGGGUGCGAUCCUUGCAAAUCUUUUGGCCAAAAGUGCAGUCACUUGGUCAAGAAACAGCGUGCCAAAUUCUACAUUCUUCGCCGGUGUAUCGCCAUGCUGUUAUGUUAUCAUGAACGUUCUGACCACUGAAAAUUCAAGGUAGCUAGCUAGCUUCAACAAGUUAGGAGAUUCAUGUAAUUGUGUUAUUGUCUUUUUUAAGGUUGUAACAUAAAUUAAGAACCUUCUAUGUUUUUUUAAUUAUGUUACUAUAGUUUUUGUUAUAGGGUUUGCAUUAAAUCACUACAUGCAGAUGCUAAAAUGUGAAUGAGAUUAGAUCUAUUUCAAUUUUCUAAA